Xyrauchen texanus (razorback sucker) is the source of this 1471-nucleotide messenger RNA. It is a transcript of the gene ppp2r3c, whose product is annotated as protein phosphatase 2, regulatory subunit B'', gamma. Lineage: Eukaryota; Metazoa; Chordata; Actinopteri; Cypriniformes; Catostomidae. The coding region runs from base 98 to 1471 and encodes 457 amino acids. Gene Ontology annotation, cellular component: centrosome; spindle. The transcript has 13 exons. Gene Ontology annotation, biological process: positive regulation of B cell differentiation; T cell homeostasis; microtubule cytoskeleton organization. The record is from RefSeq and is a predicted model, not a curated record.
CGUAACAGGCGAGGCUACUUAAACGUAACAAAAACAGUUUAACAAUACAUUCCAUGCGCAUUUCUUCAUGGUAUACUAGGAUAGAAGAAAUCUAAGGAUGGCAAACGACAAAACUGCUCAUUGGAAAGAGUUGCUGAGAGGACGACUCGCCUCAGCGAAAAAAGAUGACAGGACAGAGGACGAGAAGAAGGCAGAGGAAACAGAACUGUUCACAAAGUAUUACACAGAAUGGAAAGUGGGUAAAAAUGAUAAAGAUGACUCCUUUAAACACAUUCCACGGUUCUACUACAGGCUUCCUGCUGAAGAUGAAGUUCUGCUGCAGAAACUGAGGGAAGAAUCGAGGGCAGUGUUUCUCCAGAGAAAGAGCCGAGAACUACUGGACAAUGAGGAGUUGCAAAACCUCUGGUUUCUUCUUGAUAAACAUCAAGUGCCGCCCACAAACGGUGAUGAGGCCAUGAUCAGUUAUGAGAGUUUCCUGAUGGUCGGAGAGAAAGCGGGUGCAAAAUGCAACCUUUUUUUCACCGCAAGAGUCUACGCCAAACUGCUUCAUAAUGAUCCAUAUGGGCGGAUAUCAAUUAUGCAGUUUUUCAACUAUGUCAUGAGAAAAGUGUGGUUGCAUCAGACCAGGAUUGGUUUGAGCCUCUAUGAUGUAGCAGGACAAGGUUAUCUCAGAGAGUCUGACUUGGAGAAUUACAUUCUUGAGUUAAUUCCCACACUCCCUCAGUUGGAUGGCUUGGAGAAAUCAUUCUACUCGUUUUAUGUCUGCACUGCUGUUCGCAAGUUCUUCUUUUUCCUUGAUCCUUUACACACUGGGAAGAUCAAGAUUCAGGACAUCCUAGCUUGCAGUUUCUUAGAUGACCUACUUGAGCUUAGAGAUGAGGACCUGUCAAAGGAGAGCCAGGAAUCAAACUGGUUCUCUGCGCCUUCUGCCCUUCGAGUUUACGGUCAGUACCUUAAUCUGGAUAAGGAUCAUAAUGGGAUGCUCAGUAAGGAAGAACUGUCUCGCUACGGCACAGGAACACUCACUAGUGUUUUCCUAGACCGGGUCUACCAGGAAUGCUUAACUUACGAUGGCGAAAUGGACUAUAAGACCUAUCUAGACUUUGUGCUGGCUCUAGAGAACAGGAAAGAGCCUGCAGCCUUGCAGUAUAUUUUCAAACUGCUGGACAUGGAAAAUAAAGGCUACCUCAAUGUUUUUGCCCUCAACUACUUUUUCAGGGCCAUUCAGGAACAGAUGAAAAUCCACGGGCAGGAGCCAGUUUCAUUCCAGGAUGUUAAGGAUGAAAUCUUUGAUAUGGUGAAACCCAAGGAUCCCUACAAGAUCACAUUACAGGACCUGGUGAACAGCAGUCAGGGUGAUACAGUCACUAGUAUUCUCAUUGAUCUCAAUGGCUUCUGGACUUAUGAGAACAGAGAGGUUCUGGUGGCUAACGACACUGACAGCAACACCGCUGAUUUAGAUGACACAUGA